Coturnix japonica (Japanese quail) is the source of this 4293-nucleotide messenger RNA. RefSeq names its product nuclear factor related to kappaB binding protein (gene NFRKB). Gene Ontology annotation, molecular function: protease binding. The record is from RefSeq and is a predicted model, not a curated record. Gene Ontology annotation, cellular component: Ino80 complex. NCBI's taxonomy places the organism in Eukaryota, Metazoa, Chordata, Aves, Galliformes, Phasianidae.
GGUAGCGGAAGGCGACUUCCAACUUCCCGUGUUACUCCCCGGCCGCCUCCAGGCCGCAGCUCGGUGUGAGCAGCCCCGCAGGCCGGGCACUGACCGGGGGCGGCCCCACGGCCCGGCUGCCGCUGGAGGAGGCUCCGCUGAGGAGCUGGAAAGGGAAGAAUGGACUCUCUGGAUCACAUGCUGACAGACCCCUUGGAGCUGGGGCCGUGUGGGGAUGGAAAUGGGACACGGAUCAUGGAGGACUGUCUGCUGGGGACAACCAGGGUCAGUCUGCCCGAGGACCUUCUGGAGGACCCUGAGAUCUUCUUUGAAGUCGUCAGCUUGUCGACGUGGCAGGAGGUGCUGACGGAUGCACAGCAAGAACAUCUAAAAACCUUCUUGCCUCGCUUCCCUGAGAACAACCACGAGCAUCAGAACAAAAUCAUCUCUGCUUUGUUCAAUGGCGAAAACUUCCGCUUUGGAAAUCCACUGCACAUCGCCCAGAAACUCUUUCGGGAUGGACACUUCAAUCCCGAGGUUGUGAAGUACCGGCAGCUGUGUCUGAAGUCGCAGUACAAACGCUACCUGAGCUCUCAGCAGCAAUACUUCUACCGGCUGCUCAAGCAGAUCCUUGCUUCCCGCAAUUACUUGCUGGAGUUAGCUAGGAAAGGAGGCCCUGAUAUGAUCAUGAAGAGAAAGCAUUUCUCACCGUCGUAUGACGCAGAAGAGCGGGAGAAACGGACACACCGGCGCUACUUGAAGAUUCUGAGGGAAGUGAAAGAGGAGUGUGGAGAUACCACUUUGUCUUCUGAUGAAGAAGAUCUAAGCUCCUGGCCUCCGAGCUCUCCCACACGUUCUCCAAGUCCACCAGUUCCCCUGAGAGUGAUACCCACAUUGUCAACCAUGGACAUGAAAACAGCAGACAGAAUAGAACUUGGUGAGAGUGAUUUGAAGAUGAUGCUGAGGAAACACCGUGAGAAACGAAAGUACCAACCUGACCACCCGGAUUUAGUGACAGCAGACAUUACCCUGGAGGACAUUAUGACUCGUGUAAAUGCUGGCAGGAAAGGUUCCUUAGCAGCUUUAUUUGACCUUGCAACCUUCAAGAAAAAGGUGAAGGAAAAGGAUGAUAAAAAGAAGAAGAAGCUGAAGGUCAUUAAAUCAGAGGUGGAAGAUUUGGCUGAUUCUUUCAGCAGUGCACAUGGGAUCCCAUCGCUGUCUCAGGAUCAUUCCCCCAUCCCUCUGUCAUCUGUCAAAGAGGAACCUCUUGAAGACAUGAAGCCGUGCCUUGGAGUAAAUGAAAUAUCUUCCAGCUUCUUUUUCCUCCUGUUGGAGAUACUGUUUCUGGAAGGACCUGCCAGUCUCUCUGUGCUUGAGGAUAAAGUUAUAGAUUGGCAAACCUCUCCUGCCAGUGCACUGAAUACCUGGUUCUCCUUUGCCCCUAAUUGGUCUGAACUGGUUUUACCUGCCUUGCAGUACCUGUCAGGUGACAGCAGAGAUGUUCCAUCCAGCUUCUCACCUUUUGUUGAAUUCAAGGAAAAAACUCAGCAGUGGAAAUUACUUGGUUCUUGCCAAGAUCAUGAGAAAGAACUGGCAGCCCUGUUUCAGCUCUGGUUGGAAACCAAGGACCAGACUUUCUUCAGAGAAAAUGAAGACAGCUUAGAUGCCACAACGCCAGUUCCUAGAGUAAGGACUGACUAUGUUGUCCGACCUAGCACUGGAGAGGAGAAACGUGUGUUCCAGGAGCAGGAACGUUACCGUUACAGCCAGCCCCACAAAGCUUUCACCUUCCGUAUGCACGGCUUUGAGUCGGUUGUUGGUCCUGUGAAGGGGGUGUUUGACAAGGAAACAUCAUUAAACAAAGCCCGGGAGCAUUCUCUCCUGAGAUCAGACAGACCAGCGUAUGUCACCAUCUUGUCUCUUGUUCGUGAUGCUGCUGCUCGGCUUCCCAAUGGAAGAGGAACUCGUGCUGAAAUCUGUGAGCUGCUUAAAGAUUCCCAGUUCCUUGCGCCUGAUGUCACAAGUGCUCAAGUUAACACUGUUGUUAGUGGUGCUUUGGAUCGAUUGCAUUAUGAGAAAGAUCCCUGUGUUAAAUACGACAUUGGACGCAAGUUGUGGAUCUACCUGCACCGGAACAGGAGUGAGGAGGAGUUUGAACGGAUCCACCAGGCUCAAGCUGCUGCAGCAAAGGCCAAGAAGGCUCUGCAGCAGAAGCCAAAACCUCCUGCAAAAGUGAAAUCUAGUAACAAGGAGAGCUCAGUGAAGGCUCCCCCCAGCAGCACGUCAGAGCCCAGUCAGCUGAGCCUCAGUGACUCCAGCUUGCCUCCAACUCCAGUGACUCCUGUGACACCGACUGCACCAGCAUUACCACCAACACCUAUUUCACCCCCACCGGUGUCUGUGGUUAGCAAGAGUGUAUCUAGUGCUGGAUCAGAGUCAGCAAAACCCAGCCAAAGUGUUCUUCUGGUUUCAUCCCCUACCAUGCCACAGCUUGGGACGUUGCUUUCCACAGCCCAGAGUUCACAGACCCAGCCUGGGCAGCAGCCACCUCCCGCCAGGGUGGUGAGUCAUACUGCAUCCUCAGUAUUGCCACAGGUCCGGGUGGUCAGUGCCCAGUCCAGCAUCCCAGCUGUGUCUCAGCAAGCCCCGGUGGUAACGCAGCAGCAGCAGCAGCAGCCUACAUCAGUGUCUCAGAUCCGUGUUCCAGCUACAGCCACACAAACCAAAGGACUCCCUCAGGCUGUGAUGACUUUACCAGUAAAAGCUCAAACCAGCCCAGCUCAGGUGCAAAGACAAGGAACUUCUGUGACAGGACAGACAGGCAUCACUGUGACAGGACUGUCUGCAGCACCCAGUCCUGCUGUAAAGGCAGUAACCAGCUCUCCAGGCAGUUCUGCUACAAGCACCUCCUCUACCACUGUCAUCCAGAAUGUAGCUGGCCAGAAUAUCAUCAAGCAGGUGGCCAUUACAGGGCAGCUUGGCAUGAAGACCCAGCCUGGAAGCAGCAUCCCACUUACAGCUACCAAUUUUCGGAUCCAAGGCAAGGAUGUGCUGCGCCUGCCCCCCUCCUCCAUCACCACGGAUGCGAAGGGACAGACUGUGCUGCGUAUCACCCCGGACAUGAUGGCCACCCUGGCCAAAUCUCAAGUCACUACCGUCAAACUGACUCAGGAUCUCUUCACAGCAGCUGCUGGAAGCAGUACUAGUGGGAAGGGCAUUUCUGCAACACUGCAUGUGGCAUCCAAUCCUGUCCAGACUGCUGAUUCUCCAGCCAAGACCAGCACAGCCUCAUCUUCUUCUUCCAGUCCAGCUGGAAGCACAGUGGUUAAAGUGACCCCUGAUUUAAAGACCGCAGAGCCAACGAGUUCUGCUUUCAGACUGAUGCCUGCUCUAGGCAUGACUGUGGCAGAUCAGAAGAGCAAAGCCAUUACUACAGUGUCAUCCACUGAGGCCAAGCCAGCUGCUACCAUAAGAAUCGUCCAAGGGCUGGGGGUGAUGCCACCCAAAGCUGGGCAGACAAUUACCGUAGCUACUCAUGCUAAGCAAGUACCCUCCUCUGCAGCAGUGACCGUGCCUGGCACAGUCCACACCUCAGCUGUCUCAUUACCAACCAUGAGUGCCACAGUGUCAAAAGCAGUUGCUGUUGCUUCAGGAGCUGCUGGGACUCCCAUAACUAUAGGCACAGGAGGUACUGCUGUGCGGCAGGUACCUGUCAGCACCACAGUAGUGUCUACAUCACAGGCAGGUAAAUUGCCAGCCCGAAUAACGGUGCCUCUGUCAGUGAUCAGCCAGCCAGUGAAAGGCAAGAGUGUGGUGACUGCCCCCAUCAUCAAGGGCAACCUCGGGGCCAACAUCAGUGGGUUGGGUAGAAACAUCAUCCUGACCACGAUGCCAGCGGGGACAAAACUGAUUGCUGGGAACAAACCAGUGAGUUUUCUGACUGCACAGCAACUGCAGCAGCUGCAGCAGCAAGGCCAAGCCACACAGGUGAGAAUUCAAACAGUACCAGCCUCCCAUCUCCAGCAGGGAACAGUGUCUGGCUCAACUAAAGCUGUUUCCACUGUCGUCGUGACAACAGCUCCAUCUCCAAAACAGUCCCAAGAUCAGCUAUGAGAACUGGCCUCAAAACUACUCGCUUUCCAACAGCUUCCCUGAAUACGUUGUUAUCUUCCAUCCGGCCAUCCAAGGUUACCUAACCACAGUCAUGGCAAAGGAUUGGUCUGGAUUCUGUCACGUGCAACACACGUUACUUGUUCUGCAGUCAGCGUGUGAUGUCGAGGUAGAAGUUCCACAUCAGAAGAUGCUGUACCUGUA